AUGGCAACCAUGUUCGCAGCCGCGCAGGCUUCUACAACGCCCAACUCCACAUCCACCUGGAACUUGCAGUAUCAGAGCGAUCCAGCACAAGUUCGUCGCGAAGGACUCAAUUGGACUAUAGCCCGCUCCUACCUUGGGGCUAUGCUGGGUGUCGCUACCCUGCUUCUUGCCUAUACACUGUCCUUGCGGCUCAAUGCACACAUUCGACAUUUGGCCUCCAUGUCUGGCGCAGGCGCUCUUCGAUACUUUUCUAGCUCUUCGCCAGCUAUCCGUCUAGCCAAGAGCAAGAUACUAUAUGCGCCAAUCCUCUUCUAUCGGCGGGCCCGAGAGAUCAGAUUUUCUCGGCAUAUCACCUUUGGCAGUGUCCCAACAAGAUUACAAACUCUAUUUAUCCUUUCAGCUGUCAUUACGAACUUGUUCCUCUGCACCUGGAACAUCCCGUGGUCGCAGCCCGAGCAGCAACUUUUGCCUAUCCUCAGAAACCGAACUGGGACCAUGUCGGUCACCAACCUGAUCCCAAUAAUGGUCAUGGCCACAGUGAAGAAUCCCUUGAUCUGGAUGCUGGACAUUUCGUACGACACUUUCAAUCUGAUGCACCGCUGGUUCGGUCGUCUGGCUAUCUGCGAAGCCAUUACCCAUGUCUUGUGCUGGCUCAUUGCAAAAGUGCAGUCAAGUGGUUGGGCUGCAGUGAAGACAUCAUUAGACACUCGUUUCAUCUACAGUGGCCUGGCUGCCGCCAUCGCCCUCGUACUCAUCUUACUGUCUAGUCCAAAGAUGAUCAGGAACCUGGCUUACGAAUUCUUCCUUCACCUACACAUCGUCCUUGUGCUGCUGGUACUAGUAUUCCUCUGGAGGCACCUUGAUGGGGUGCCUCAAAGGGGGUUGUUGCUGGGGGCUGCUAUAAUUUGGGCCACCGCAAGGUCUCUUAGACUUGCGACGUUGACUUACAGAAGUGUUGGAACAGGUGGCACCAAGGCCAGGAUUGAACCGCUCAAUGGUGGUGUGGUAAGGGUCACGCUCACAAGUCCAAGACCUUGGACGUAUAGACCGGGCCAGUCGCUUUACUUGACAAUUCCUUCAAUCGGGUUAUGGACUGCGCACCCCUUUUCUGUUGCAUGGUCCGGGAUUGAAGACCCUUUGAACAGAUCAGCUUCGCUCAGAUCACAUUAUAGCGAAAAGAGACCUGCGAUUCACAUAUAUUCCAAGGACAUUGAGAAGCAUGGAGAAAAAACAAUGUCCCUGAUUAUCAAAAAGCAGACCGGCAUGACCAACAAACUCUGGCACCGGGCAAUGACAGCAGGGAGAGGCCUGGAGCUCAAUGCGUUGAUUGAAGGGCCUUACGGAACUGAGCGCAGCAUGUCAAGCUACGGGACGGUUCUCUUAUUUGCAAGCGGCGUAGGCAUUACCCAUCAACUCGGAUAUGUCAGAGAGCUUGUUGAAGGAUACGGCCAUGGUACCGUCGCAGCGAAACGAAUCACCCUUGUGUGGGUUAUGCCGACAACUGAAUGUCUGGACUGGAUCAGACCAUGGAUGCACGAGAUCCUAUCCAUGGAAGGACGGAGAGAGGUGCUCAAAGUUCUCUUGUAUGUCACCAGAGUCGGCCUCGGUCAGGUGAUCCAAAGUCCGAGCGAGCAUGUCCAGAUGGCGCGAGGGAGGCCAAACGUGGAAGCCCUCAUUGCCAGCGAGGCGAAGCAGAAAAUCGGCUGUAUGGGAGUAAGUGUCUGUGCCGGAGGAGGGCUGGCGGACGAAGUCAGGCGUGCGUCGCGGGUGGUGGUUGAGAAUGGCGUCAAUCUGGAUUUCAUCGAGGAAGGAUUUGGCUGGUGA
Molecule: messenger RNA, 1824 nt
Organism: Fonsecaea erecta
Lineage: Eukaryota; Fungi; Ascomycota; Eurotiomycetes; Chaetothyriales; Herpotrichiellaceae
Exons: 1
Coding region: 1-1824 (607 amino acids)
Biological process (GO): intracellular iron ion homeostasis; iron ion transport; copper ion import
Cellular component (GO): plasma membrane
Molecular function (GO): ferric-chelate reductase activity
Source: RefSeq, a predicted model, not a curated record